This is a messenger RNA of Panicum hallii, 1121 nucleotides long. Its product is annotated as probable glutathione S-transferase. Lineage: Eukaryota; Viridiplantae; Streptophyta; Magnoliopsida; Poales; Poaceae. The record is from RefSeq and is a predicted model, not a curated record. The transcript has 2 exons. Gene Ontology annotation, cellular component: cytoplasm. Gene Ontology annotation, molecular function: glutathione transferase activity. Gene Ontology annotation, biological process: glutathione metabolic process. The coding region runs from base 194 to 886 and encodes 230 amino acids.
AGAGUCUCUUCUGUUUCGUUUUGUGAACCGAUAGAAUGGAAGCAGCCCAGCAGCUUCUCUGGAGUGGGAUGACGAAACAGUUGACCAAGGAUUCAAGGAAGAAGAGAAGCAGCAUCAGAUCCACACCUUUGACUGUACUAUAAAUAGCAAGGUAUGGUUUAAUAUUGUUCGGCCAAGAUAACAGCAAGUGGAGAUGUCGUCAUCCCCGGCAGUGAAGCUCAUCGCCUUCUUCGGCAGCCCGUACGCGCACCGCGCCGAGGCGGCCCUGUGCCUCAAGGGCGUGCCUUACGAGCUCCUCCUGGAAGACCUGCUGAGAACCAAGAGCGACCUGCUGCUCCAGCACAACCCCGUGCACAAGAAGGUGCCCGUACUCCUCCAUGGCGACCGCACCGUCUGCGAGUCCCUCGUCAUCGCCGAGUACGUCGACGAGGCCUUCGACGGGCCGCCGCUCCUGCCCACCGACCCCUACGACCGCGCCGUGGCCCGUUUCUGGGCGGACUUCAUCGAAAACAAGCUGACCAAGCCGUUCUUCAUGGCGCACUGGGUCGAGGGCGAGGCGCGGGAGGGGUUCGAGAAAGAGGGCUUGGAGCUGCUGGCGCUUCUGGAGGCGCAGCUCAAGGGGAACAAGUUCUUCGGCGGCGACAGGCCCGGCUACCUCGACAUAGCGGCUUCCAUGCUGGGUCCCUGGCGCAGCGUCGUUGAGGAGGUGACCGGAGUGACCGUGGCGAAGGAGGAAGAGCACCCUUCUCUCUGCCAGUGGGCCAGGGAUUACAGUUCCAACGAAGCUCUGAGGCCCUGCAUUCCGGACAGAGACAGGCUCCUCGCCUACUUCACGAAGAACAAGGAGAUGUACAGAGCUGGGGUCAGAGCAAUGCUGCAGCAGUGAUUGGGUUUUCUGCGCAAAUGGGAUCAGCAUCAGCUAUGGAUCAGAUUAUUGGGCGAAUGGCAGAAUAACAUGAAUUAGCGCAUUUAGCUUAGAAGGAUGCAUUGUGCUAUUUUGAAGAGCACAAGAAUUCUGAACUCAUCUAUAUGCUGGUGAGUUACUCAAGUCAGAUUGUAAUGACGUUGUUAAUUAUAAUUAAUAAAAGCUCCACCCUUUGCCUGAAAAAGGCCCAGAGAUA